Phalaenopsis equestris is the source of this 2506-nucleotide messenger RNA. Its product is annotated as H/ACA ribonucleoprotein complex subunit 4. Lineage: Eukaryota; Viridiplantae; Streptophyta; Magnoliopsida; Asparagales; Orchidaceae. The record is from RefSeq and is a predicted model, not a curated record. Gene Ontology annotation, biological process: box H/ACA sno(s)RNA 3'-end processing; snRNA pseudouridine synthesis; rRNA pseudouridine synthesis. The transcript is spliced from 2 exons. Gene Ontology annotation, cellular component: box H/ACA snoRNP complex. Gene Ontology annotation, molecular function: RNA binding; pseudouridine synthase activity. Bases 190 to 2232 code for a protein of 680 amino acids.
CACGCCCUCAAAACCCUCGUAGCCGCCCCUUCUUCAAAGCCCUCAUAGCCGCCCCUUCUCCAAGACCCUUUCCCGUAUCCGUCCCUUCUCCAAGAUCCUCGUAGCCGCCUUUCCCCUUCUUCUUCCUCUCACGAACCCUAAUAAUUUCUAGCUGCCAGGCCCGAACCCAUCAAAACCUUCAACGCAACUAUGUCCACUCCGGCGGCCACCCCCCCAUCCCUAAUCUCCGAGAAGAAGAAGAAGAAGAAAGAAAAAAAAGGCGCCAACGUUGUCGAUGCAGGGGACGCCUCCUACGCCGGCCUCAGUACCCUUUACAACGUCACCGAUGUUGCCGGUGGAGACAUGGAUCUUUAUUCGCAGGAUUUCCUCAUAAAGCCCCAAUCUUUCACCCCUACUUUGGACACCUCCAAGUGGCCGAUCCUCCUUAAGAACUAUGACCGCCUCAACGUCCGUACGGGGCAUUACACGCCUCUGCCCGCCGGCAACUCCCCUCUAAAGCGACCGCUUGAAUUGUAUCUUCGCUAUGGCAUCAUCAACCUUGACAAGCCAUCAAAUCCCUCAUCUCAUGAGGUUGUUGCUUGGAUAAAACGCAUUCUCCGUUCGGAGAAGACAGGCCACAGUGGCACUCUCGAUCCUAAGGUAACAGGAAAUCUCGUUGUUUGCAUUGAUCGUGCUACUCGCCUCGUUAAAUCUCAGCAGGGAGCGGGAAAGGAAUACGUCUGUGUUGCUCGCCUUCAUUCCGAUGUACCCGACACUGUAAAGGUUGCUCGAGCACUGGAAACCCUCACCGGAGCCGUCUUUCAGCGGCCACCGCUUAUUUCUGCCGUUAAGCGACAACUCCGGAUUCGAACAAUCUAUGAAAGCAAGCUCCUUGAGUACGAUGCCGAAAAGCACCUUGUUGUUUUCUGGAUUUCAUGUGAGGCUGGCACUUAUGUUAGAACUCUCUGUGUUCAUCUUGGCCUCAUCCUUGGAGUUGGUGGGCACAUGCAGGAGCUAAGAAGAGUACGGUCAGGGAUUCUUGGGGAGAGAGAUAACAUGGUUACCAUGCAUGAUGUGCUUGAUGCCCAGUGGGUGUAUGAUAAUUUCAAAGAUGAGAGCUAUUUGCGAAGAGUAGUGGUGCCACUAGAGGUUUUGCUAACGAGUUAUAAGAGAUUGGUUGUGAAGGAUUCAGCUGUGAAUGCUAUUUGUUAUGGAGCUAAGUUGAUGAUUCCAGGUCUGCUUAGAUUUGAGAAUGAUAUUGAAGUUGGUGAAGAAGUAGUGCUAAUGACCACAAAAGGAGAGGCGAUUGCUCUUGGAAUCGCUGAGAUGACAACUGCAGUAAUGGCGACUUGCGAUCAUGGGACUGCGGCACGAAUCAAGAGGGUGGUGAUGGACAGAGAUACCUAUCCAAGGAAGUGGGGACUUGGGCCUCGGGCAUCCAUGAAGAAGAAGUUAAUUGCCGAGGGCUUGCUUGAUAAGCAUGGCAAGCCUAAUGAGAAGACCCCAGCAGAAUGGCUGAGGAAUGUGGUGUUACCAACUGGGGGUGAUGCCAUGAUUGCUGGAGUUGCUGCUGCUCCAGCAGCAGUUACAGCUGCAGUUGUUGCUGCAAAGGAAGAAAAGGAGCAGCUUUUGGAUGAAGGGAAAGAGGAGAGGAAGAAGAAAAAGAAGCAUAAGAAUGUUGAUGGUGGAGGUGAGAGGCGUAAGCAUAAAUUAGAUGAUGAUGUUGAGGGUGCUGCUGUGCCUGCCAAGAAAGUUAAGAUUGAAGCUGAAGAUGGAGUGGGUGGGGGUGAGGUAAAGAGUUUAAAAACCUUGAAGGAGGAUACUGUGCAUUUGGUUAAGUGUGAAACUCUAGAUGGAGUGGCUGGGGUCGAGGCAACUGCUUUAAAAACCUCAAAGGAGGAUGUACUGGAGUCAGUAGAGAAGACAAGCGAGAAAGAGAAGAAGAAAAAGAAGAAAAAGAAGGUCAAAGAAGAGGAAGAUUGCUCUAAUGAGAAUAAUGUUGUGGAUGAAGAGAAGAAGAAGGAUAAGAGUGUAAAAAUUAAGACUGAGCUAGGCUCUGACAUUGAGGAGGCAGAUGAAAAGGAGAAAAAGAAGGAUAAGAAGAAGAAGAAGAGCAAGGAAGUGCAGGAUGGUGUUGCAACUGAUGCUCCUGGUGAUGGUCUCCGGGCAGACGAUAGUGGGGGAGAAAAAACCGAGAAAAAAAAGGAUAAGAAGAAAAAGAAGAACAUUGAAUGCGAGAAUGCAGAGCAGUAGGAUAAAGCUUAUUAUUCCUGACCUUUUAAGAGGUAAAUUGGUCUUGCUCUUUGUUUGAUAUUCUGGCUUUGCUAUAUAUCAUUCUACUAGCUUCGUGCUCUUUCCAAUGUUAAAUUAAUCUUUAGCUAAAAUGACAAUCUUGUGCACUAUUGAGAUUUAUGUUUUAUUCCUGUUCCGUGGGAGCUUCUCUUGGAUGGACGAAUAUGUAUGAGAUGCUUGUUGUAGUUUACUCUUAUUUUUCAUCCUUUUGCUGAUUUCUUUAAAUUUUGUUUAA